Mustela erminea (ermine) is the source of this 1540-nucleotide messenger RNA. RefSeq names its product procollagen C-endopeptidase enhancer (gene PCOLCE). The record is from RefSeq and is a predicted model, not a curated record. Gene Ontology annotation, molecular function: protein binding. The transcript is spliced from 10 exons. Bases 26 to 1471 code for a protein of 481 amino acids. NCBI's taxonomy places the organism in Eukaryota, Metazoa, Chordata, Mammalia, Carnivora, Mustelidae.
GACCCCAGCGCCUCUCCCCCUGGCCAUGCUGCCUGCUGCCACAGCCUCCCUCUUGGGGCCCCUCCUCACUGCCUGGGCCCUGCUACCUUUCGCCCAGAGCCAGACCCCCAACUAUACCAGACCCGUGUUCCUGUGUGGAGGGGAUGUGACCGGGGAGUCAGGUUACGUGGCAAGUGAGGGUUUCCCCAACCUCUACCCCCCCAAUAAGGAGUGCAUCUGGACAAUCACGGUCCCUGAGGGCCAGACUGUGUCCCUUUCCUUCCGAGUCUUCGACUUGGAGCAGCACUCGGCCUGCCGUUACGAUGCUCUGGAGGUCUUUGCCGGGUCUGGAACCUCGGGCCAGCGGCUUGGACGCUUCUGCGGGACCUUCCGGCCUGCGCCCUUAGUCGCCCCCGGCAACCAGGUGACCCUGAGGAUGACGGCGGACGAGGGCACGGGAGGACGAGGCUUCCUGCUCUGGUACAGCGGGAGGGCCACCUCAGGCACUGGCCCCCCCCCAGGCGCGAGGCGGAAAUGGGUCACCGACCCGCGGGUGGAAUGGGCGGCCUGGGGUUACUGGGACGAGCACCAAUUUUGCGGGGGGCGGCUGGAGAAGGCCCAGGGAACCCUGACCACGCCCAACUGGCCCGAGUCCGAUUACCCCCCGGGCAUCAGCUGUUCCUGGCACAUCAUCGCGCCCCCGGACCAGGUGAUCUCGCUGACCUUCGGGAAGUUUGACCUGGAGCCCGACACCUACUGCCGCUACGACUCGGUCAGCGUGUUCAACGGAGCAGUGAGCGAUGACUCCAAGAGGCUGGGGAAGUUCUGCGGCGACACGGCCCCGGGUACCAUCUCUUCCGAAGGGAACGAGCUCCUCGUCCAGUUCGUCUCUGACCUCAGUGUCACGGCCGAUGGUUUCUCGGCCUCCUACAAGACCCUGCCGCGAGGUGCCGAAGGGCAGGCCCGGAGCCCCGGGGAGGUUGCCCGGCCGGGUACCUCGCUCCCCAAGCCCAGACCCCCACCUGCAGAGAAACCAAAGGCCUCGUCUGAAGCCCAGGCAACUCCGGGGGCCCCCGCCGUGCCUGCUGUGUCCUGCCCAAAGCAGUGCCGACGGACAGGCACCUUGCAGAGCAACUUCUGUUCCAGCAGCCUGGUGGUGACCGCAACAGUGAAGUCCAUGGUUCGGGGUCCAGGAGAGGGCCUCACUGUCACCGUCAGUCUCAUUGGUGCUUACAAAACCGGAGGCCUGGACCUGCCCUCUCCACUCACUGACACCCCCCUGAAGUUUUAUGUGCCCUGCAAGCAGUGCCCCCCCAUGAAGAAAGGAGCCAGUUAUCUGAUCAUGGGCCAAGUGGACGAAAACAGAGGUCCUGUCCUUCCUGCAGACAGCUUCGUGGUUCUCUACCGGUCCAACCAGGACCAGAUCCUCACCAACCUCAGCAAGAGGAAGUGCCCCUCCCAGCCUGUUCGGGCUGCUGGGUCCCAGGCCUAAAACCCAGGCUACCUUCCGGAGCCCUAAAGACUCCUUUCUUAUCCAAAUAAAUGUUUCUUGAUGGAGGAA